AUGUCUUCACGCACCUUUGGUAGAAUCUCUGCUGUUGUAUCUUCUGCUUUGGAAAGUCUCAUCAAUGAAGCUGAUGAAUAUUUCUAUGGAACGAUUUAUAUCGGUACACCAAGCCAACUGUUUCUUAUCGAUUUUGAUACGGGUUCAUCUGAUCUUUGGGUACCGUCAAGCAAAUGUUCGUCACAGUGUAAUCAAUUCCAUAAAUAUAUAUCAUCGGCAUCAACAACAUAUGUAGCCAAUGGAGAAAGUUUUUCAAUUACAUAUGGUGAUGAUUCUUCAGCCAGUGGAAUUUUUAGUAUCGAUACUGUGACAAUCAAUGAUCUUGCAGUUCAAAAUCAAACAUUUGCUGAAUGUACAUCUUUGACGGGUAUGGAGAAUGACGUUAAUGAUGGUAUUCUAGGACUUGCUUAUCCAAAUUUAACAUCAGGCGACGAAAAACCAUUUUUUUAUAAUAUGUGGUCUCAAGGUCUAAUUUCUGAACCUAUAUUUUCCUUCUAUUUGAAUCCUGAUGUAAACGCUACAUCUAGUAGUGAGCUCAUAUUUGGUGGUAUUGAUUCCACUAAAUAUACAGGUUCUAUUACAUAUAUUCCGGUAGUGCUAGAAGGAUAUUGGGAAUUUCAAAUGACACAAGUGACUGUUGGCUCGACUGUUAUAAGUUCAUCAGCAUAUGCUAUUGCUGAUACGGGUACAACAUUGAUCACUGGACCUACACAACAAGUUACAGCAUUGAAUGUAGCUUUGGGUGGUACUUAUGACUCGUCUAGUGGGAUGUACACAGUUAGUUGCACAACACGUACACUUUCGUCAUUUCCUAAUGUUACAUUUACAAUUGGUGGUACAGCAUUCGUCUUAACACCGUUACAAUAUUUACGGAUCCAUAAAGAGACACGGACUCAUUACGUAUGUUACAGCGUCUUUACAUCGGAAAAUGUAGAGGAUACUAAUCGAAAUGACUUCUGGAUCUUAGGAGAUUAUUUUCUCUUUUGGUAUUAUUCAAUUUUUGAUAUAAGCAACAAUCGUAUAGGCUUUGCUCAAUCAAUCUCACACAACUGGACACAAAGUGUUGACGCCUCUUUAUUUCUUGGAACAACUACAACAACAACAGGACGAACUACGAUUGUAACAACAUCAGUGACAACAGUAACAACAACUACAAUGGCACAAAAUGCAACUGCAACAACGUCAGUGACAAUAGCAACAACCACAACACAAAAUAUGACUGUAAUAACGUCAGUGGCAUCAACAACAACAACAACAACAGCACAAAAUGCAACUUCAAUAACGUCGGUGGCAACUAUCAUGGUCUGUGGUCGUAAUAUCAUCUUCGCCUCACUCUUUAUCAUGCUUCUUCUCAGUGUCUGA
Messenger RNA from Adineta steineri, 1362 nucleotides. Lineage: Eukaryota; Metazoa; Rotifera; Eurotatoria; Adinetida; Adinetidae. The record is from the annotation of a GenBank genome assembly.